AUGCACCUCUAUGGCGAUGGUCUCGCCGCCGCAUUCACUCAGUGUUGCAUUGUGUAUUACAUGGGUGCGGCCCUCCUGCAUUAUGUCUUGCCCGUCCUGUUGCCGCGUCCCUCGGUGCAAAAGGGCCACCCCAAGCAGGGUCAGGUGUUGAAGGAGUCCAUCAUGAGCAUAGGUGCACUGCUUGUAAAGGCCCUUGUGCUGACGGCUGUGGAGAAGCUGCAUGCAGCAGGGUAUGGCAAGCUAUACACCGGAAGCAUCCACUCAGUCUCUGAUGUGACCUACGCUGUCAUCACCAUAGUCAUCCUGGACUGCCUGCAUGACACCUGGUUCUACUGGACGCACCGUCUGCUCCACUGGAAGCCCCUGUAUCGCCACAUUCACUACAUCCACCACAAGUCCACUGUACCCACCCCUUUUGCGGGCUACUCCUUCCAUGUGGUCGAAGCCCUCAUUGUCUUUGCCAACGAGAUCAUCGUCUGCUUCCUCUUCCCCAUCCACGCGUCACUCCACCGCACCUACCACCUUUUCACCACCCUCAUCCACAUCGGCGGGCACGCCGGGUACGAGAUGGCGCCCCUUAUCCCCAGCGUGGAGCAGGCGCUGAGCUGGCUGGUCCAGGGGCCCAGGCCCUGCGGUGCCCUGAACACGGUGAAGCACCACGACAUGCACCACCAGAUCCCCACCAUCCACUUUGCCCUCUACUUUGUGCACUGGGAUAGGUUGUGCGGCACAGAGCACCCGGCGUACCGGGGCUAUGCCCGGAAACUGGCGGCCCAGGGCCAGGAGGAGAGCUGA
This is a messenger RNA of Auxenochlorella protothecoides, 795 nucleotides long. Its product is annotated as Lathosterol oxidase. Gene Ontology annotation, molecular function: iron ion binding; C-4 methylsterol oxidase activity. Gene Ontology annotation, biological process: sterol biosynthetic process. NCBI's taxonomy places the organism in Eukaryota, Viridiplantae, Chlorophyta, Trebouxiophyceae, Chlorellales, Chlorellaceae. The transcript has 5 exons. The record is from RefSeq and is a predicted model, not a curated record. Bases 1 to 795 code for a protein of 264 amino acids.